GCUAGUUGGGAGUACGGGCCCGUACCCGUAGCCACUUCGUUACUGUUUACGUAAAUAAUUUGCCUUUUUCUUGAAAUACGUCAAUCGAAGUUGAUUGAAUGCGUUGCAAUGAAUCUCCAGCUGCUACCUAUUCUCUGUUUGACGUUCGCUAGUUCUGCCGUCGCCAGCAAUUCAUACAUUGUCGUCGCUCCGAAGACUGUACGUCCCGGUCUUACUGUUCGUAUCAGUGCUACAAUACUCCAUGCCAGCUCCGACGUGCGGGUGCAGACUGACGUGAUUGCCAUGGCCAACAGCACAUGUAAUCAAGCGACAGCAAGCGAGACCAUCUCACCGGGUGCGUCUGGCUUCAUUGAGUUACAGAUGCCUAAUCAACUUCCUCGUGAGGAUGGACCAUACUCACUACGUGUGACUGGCAGUGGUGGAUUGACAUUUAUGGAUGAAACUACUCUUAUUGUUGACCAGAAAUGCGUGUCUGUGUUUAUACAGACAGACAAAGGCAUGUAUAAACCUGGACAAACAGUGCUGAUGCGAUUUAUUGCUUACAAGCCGACGCUGCUGCCAUACACUGGAACAGUCGAAGUGUCUAUUACAGAUCCUAAUUACAACCUCAUGGCUAAGUGGAAAGAUGUCCGCCUAGACAGUGGUGUUGCUUCUAGAGACUUGCCAUUGUCAAUUGAGCCACCACUUGGAAUGUGGGCAAUAUCAGUCAGUGGAGAAUGUUUAAAGGGCAAACAAACAUUUCGAGUUGACAAAUACGUUUUGCCCAAGUUUGAGGUGACUGUCAAACCACCAUCAUUUCUCGUUUCUAGUGAUACAAGUGUAGAGGGAACAGUAACUGCCGAAUACACAUAUGGUCAACCAGUGAAAGGGACAUUGGAGCUGACAUUUUACCUAAAAGCACGAUAUUAUGAUUAUUAUUAUAGCAACCCACCUAAAACAUUGCGAAUGUCAAACAUUAAAAUUAAUGGAACGAAAGCUUUUAUGCUGGACAGUAGCAAGAUUUGAAGUCUGCGUGAAGAUCAUUUUCUAGAUUAUUCUAGAGAGGAC
This is a messenger RNA of Corticium candelabrum, 1047 nucleotides long. Its product is annotated as CD109 antigen-like. The record is from RefSeq and is a predicted model, not a curated record. Gene Ontology annotation, molecular function: endopeptidase inhibitor activity. NCBI's taxonomy places the organism in Eukaryota, Metazoa, Porifera, Homoscleromorpha, Homosclerophorida, Plakinidae. The coding region runs from base 109 to 1005 and encodes 298 amino acids. The transcript is spliced from 12 exons.